AUGUUGUCCGCAAAGACUACAAUGGCACAUCACCACCACCACCAUGGACACGGACACGAGCACCACGGACAGGGCGUUGACUUCGCUGCUGCCAACAAGGAGUAUUUCUCGACCCAUGUUUCUGAUUUCGAUAAGCCAUCGGUUACAGAACUCGCUAUCAAAGUCACUAAAGCCAUGCGCGAGCACUAUCCGUUUGACAAGAACUCUACCACAGUGAUGGAUUUCGCGUGUGGUGCAGGCCAUAUCUCAAGGGAGUUGGGUCCCUACUCGAAGUCCAUCGUCGGAGUGGACAUAACCCAAGGUUUAGUCGACGCGUACAACAAACGUGCGACCGAGAAAGGAAUCCCUCCAGAAGAGAUGCAUGCCGUCUGCGUCGAGCUCAAAGGAGAAGAAGGCGAACUCGACGGCCGCAAAUUUGAUGUCAUCACUUGCUCCAUGUCCUACCAUCAUUUUGGUUCCGUCGAAGCCAUUACGAAGAUGCUGGCCUUCUUCCUGAAGCCAGGUGGUGCACUCCUGAUUGUCGACAUCUUGAACAAACCUGAGAAUGCUGCAGAGGUCCCCAAGAUCCCGGAGAAGUAUCGCCAUGUCAUUGCCCAUACCUCUGGAUUCAAGGAAGAGAAAUUCCGCGCUGUCAUGCAAGGCGCAGGAUUAAUCACUGCCGUGUUUAUCCCCGAGGCAAUGGACUUCACUUUCUUAUUCAACGAAGAAGAGGAAGGCGAGGGGAGCGUGACUGGAAAAUUGUUUUUCACGAAGGCGGUCAAGCCAUCGGCCUGA
This is a messenger RNA of Cyclocybe aegerita, 774 nucleotides long. Lineage: Eukaryota; Fungi; Basidiomycota; Agaricomycetes; Agaricales; Hemipholiotaceae. The record is from the annotation of a GenBank genome assembly.